Molecule: messenger RNA, 2995 nt
Organism: Neltuma alba
Lineage: Eukaryota; Viridiplantae; Streptophyta; Magnoliopsida; Fabales; Fabaceae
Product: GPI mannosyltransferase 2
Exons: 9
Coding region: 804-2312 (502 amino acids)
Biological process (GO): GPI anchor biosynthetic process
Cellular component (GO): endoplasmic reticulum membrane; mannosyltransferase complex
Molecular function (GO): alpha-1,6-mannosyltransferase activity; GPI mannosyltransferase activity
Source: RefSeq, a predicted model, not a curated record
AGGCCAACUCUUUAACCCUUGAAAAAUCUAAGAGGAAUUUUAUUAUGCACAUUAUUACACCCUCAGUCCCAACAAAUGUACCAUAGAUUCCUUUUCUUAUUGGGGAAUCCUAGGAUCCUUGUCAAGGAGACUCACAGAUUCAGCUCCUUAAUCUGAGAGACUUCAUCUCCGAAAACAAUCUAUCUCAAUAAUAUUCUCAAUCUUUUUAGGAAAGUGAUGUAUGAACAGAGGUAGGAAGUCUUUGGGGGUAAAGGAGGAAGAAAGUCGGAUAGCUUUAAGGUUAGCUGUUUUACUGUUAAACAUUUUUAUUUUUUUAUUUUUACUCGGUGAAGUCCAAAUAUAGUUUCGCGGGCGGCAUGAACGGCGUCGAAGAUCCCUUGCGCCCUCGUCGGAGUAGCUGGUAGCGGCCUUGAAGAUUGGAGAAACUGCUCUCUUCCCCCUUUUGUCAUUCAAGUCCUGAACUAACAUUUCAGUUCAUAAUAAUCUGAGCUUGCUUGGUGAAUUCAGGCACGGUGCUUCCGAAUCAUUUAUUUUGGUGAACUAUUGAGAGACUUUCAUAUGACCGCACGAAAAAUUUUGCUUGCUGACUUGAAUGGUUUUAUAACGAAGUUAAUUCUGGUCCAAAAAGAUUAUUUUUUCCUGCAUUUAAAUUGCUCCCAUUGAAGGUCAGUUCUCAUGUUGCAGAUGGAUUUUAUUUCUGGUUGCAGCGUGGACAAUUCUGAUCAUCAUAGUGCCAUAACUUGUUCCUGUAUCUGAAGCCCUUGGAGAUUAUAUUAUCUGUUUGGUCUCUCUUUCUUUCUAAAAUGGCAAAUAGCAUAUCAACAUUGACGGCUCGUACAACCAUAGUAUUAAAAUCUGCAAUACUGUCAAGGCUUCUUGUCUUCUUACUAAUCAUCAUCUUUCGGCUGCUUGUUUCCCCCUAUGACACCUCUGCAUCAUUAAACCCUGACUGCCUCACGAGAUCCAAUACUAAGCCUGGCCACGAAUCUUCCUGCUCAAAUGUGCUUUAUCCAAGCUUGUGUUCUGCCAUUGAAGAUGGAAUAGUUUGGGAUUCUGUCUACUUUGUCCGUAUUGCUCAGUGUGGCUAUGAGUAUGAGCAAUCUUAUGCCUUCUUACCUCUCCUUCCUAUUUGCAUUUCCUUCUUGUCUCGCACAGUUUUUGCCCCCUUAAUACCGUUAAUUGGUGAAAGAGCUGUUCUGGCAGUAUGUGGCUAUCUAAUUACUAAUGUUGCAUUUGUAGUUGCAGCUCUUUACUUUUACAAGCUAUCAGUUUCUAUAUUGAAGGACCCUGAAGUAUCAUUAGUGGCUUCAAUUUUAUUCUGCUUCAAUCCGGCCUCUAUAUUUUAUUCAUCAAUAUACACAGAAAGUUUGUAUGCUUUUCUUUCCUUUGGAGGGUUGUACCACUUAAUCUCUGGUGGAAAUAGUUUAGCUGUUGUUUUUCUAGCUCUCUCUGGUCUUGCAAGGUCAAAUGGGGUUCUGAAUGCUGGCUAUUUCUGUUAUCAGACAAUGCAUCUGGCAUAUGAUGCUGUGUUCCAGAAAAGACAAGCUUGUUUGGCAUUACUGGUUGUUAUUUCUGGAGCUUUUCAGAGUGCAUGUAUUUUUGCCCCUUUCAUAGCUUUCCAAGCUUAUGGAUAUCACAACAUGUGUGUUGGGCGUUCUCAUGAUGAAUUAAGGCCCUGGUGCAAGGCAAGGGUACCAUUGCUUUACAACUACAUCCAGAGUCAUUAUUGGGGUGUAGGUUUCUUGAGAUACUUUCAGUUGAAACAAUUGCCGAACUUUCUGCUUGCAUCCCCGAUUCUGUUUCUGGCAUUUUGCUCAAUUUACUAUUAUGCUAAGUCAAGGCCUCAGUGCUUCUUUUCACUUGGGCUUCAAAUUUCUACGGAGCAAAAGAAUUUUGAAGCUGAGUUUCUUUCAGAUGACAUUUCAAGGUCAAAUGCAGCCUCCACACUGGAGACAUCCUCUGUAGAGUCAGAAGAAAGUUUGAAUCUUAGAAGGAGAAGGAAUGCCGUCCAACAAGAUGAUACUGUUGUUAACAUAAAAUCUGAGCCAGCCGCUAAGCCGGGAUACUUGUCUGCCUCUGUUCUACCGUUUGUAUUACACUUGGUAUUUAUGGCAGGCACUGCAUUUCUUGUCAUGCAUGUACAGGUUGCCACCCGUUUCUUGUCUGCCAGCCCUCCUCUUUAUUGGUUCGCGUCAUAUAUGAUGACAUCACAUGCAAAAUAUCGUAUAUGGGGACGUAUAAUUUGGGCAUACUCUGCAGCAUAUAUUUUUCUUGGCAGUCUGCUAUUCUCAAACUUCUAUCCAUUCACUUGACGAGGUACACUCUUGGCGGACCUUCGUGCUUCAAGGAUUGCUUAGAGUUGCUCAAAAGUAUUUUUCCCAGUUUUAUAUGAGGGACGCUGUUGGUUUUUUUCUGGCCGUUUGGUGGUGGCUGUUUGGGCGAUUCAAGAGCAAUAGCAUUAUACACUUUCUAUUACGUUGUGGGAAGAGUUGAGGAUGGAAAGAAGGAAGGAAAGGGGGAAGGCUACUCCUGAUCUUUCUUUUGAAAGCUCUGCCAACUUGGCGAAACGACACUGUAUCUAAUGAACACUCCCAGUUUGUGGUUUUUUCUUUUUAAUUGUUUUUGGGAAUUUAUCCCUUACUCGGACCUGGAUGCUUCAGUUAUAAGGAUAAAUUUUAGUGAAGCUUAUCAGUAAUACGGACAUAUGAGAGACUGACAAAUUAUGUUGCGUAACAGGUGUACCAAGUCAUGGAACGAUUUGGCAUACCAUUUUGUUCUGAGCCAAGUAGUUUUUUUGUAUUUGUCUUGCUAGAUGCAAGUAAAUCAGGUGGUGAGCUUGUUAACUUGUACCAGAACACAAGAAAGUAUGCUUUCCUCUCACAUUCUGGUUCCUUGCUUCUCUUUCUCUUCUAGUUACAUAUAUUAAAAUUGUUUACGUUCAUGUGAACUAAUAUGUGUGUGUAAACAAACAAAUUAGUGAGUGGAAAGCUUAAUU